CUGAGGUCGAGGUUUUUUUUAUUUUUUUUUUUUUAUUAUUAUUCUUGUUAUUUUAGUAGUUAAUACAAUACAAUACUACUGUUAUGUAAAUUAUUAUUAUCUGUGUCCGAGUGUCUCUCAAUGUGGAAAAAGAUCAAUCGGGACAGCAAUCUAAUCCCGACGGAAUUGUGAAUGCGUUAUUCGAAUUGAUUCAGUGUUUUUCAUUUAUUUGGUGUUGUGUAAUAAAGAAAUAAAUUACUAAAUAAAAGUAAAAAGUGACACGUUCGUCAGUUCAAUAAGUAUGUAUUUUCUUGGAAAUCUGGAAUGGCUGAGAUGUUUUUUUUCUCUUAUAAUUACAGUUUAAAAAUAUUAUCGUAUAAAAAAAACAUACCUAUUCUGUUAAGAGUGUGUACGUAUAGAAUGUUAAGUCAUCCGUUCCGUCGAGCUGAUCGCAAAUCGUUUCCGCCGGGUUACCGUAAAAUGAUUGAGUGACGUGAUGUACCGAUGUACAUCAUGCCUCCGACCGGCGCGUACUAACGGGUGCCGUUCGUCGAAAUGAAGUCGGUCGUUGUUCGGUCGCCGCGACACUCUUAGUGGUUUACGCUCGCGAUUGCGUUCGGGUAGCUGUUAUAAUUCCAUCUCAUGUGCACAGAGUUCAACCCUUUCAAAGAUUACCUAUCUUGAUCAUGCCAUACGUUUCUUGUUCAACUAUUAGACAACACACCUGCUUCACCCGCAUUCAUGUUUUUAGUAAUAUUUUUUAGGUAGUAACUAGUAGGUUAGUUCACCAAUAUGUAACAGACUGUUUUGCCGAGCCGCGUUCAGCUUACUAUUCGUUUGCUACUCUUUGUUAUUCCUUGUAAAAAUUAUGUUUAAACGUAUUUCUGUUAAUUUCCCUACUUAUCUUAUCGUGUGCUUAUGUUCUAUUAGAUUACCUAUAUAUUUUCGUUAUUUUAAACAACUAUAUCAAUUAACUUUUCAUUUUGAGCUAUUCAAAUAAAAAGUUUUAUUAUUUGUACCUAGAAAUAAAACAAAAAAAUGUAUUCAAUAGGUACCCACCUGUUCAUUCAAAACUUUUCAAUUUUCCUUAAUUUUGAUUGAAUUAUCUAAAUAGCUAUUUAUAAUAAAUAGUUUAAAAUUGUAACUAGGUAUUAUACAAGAAAUUUAUUAAAUAUCAUUAAAUACCUUGGUACCUAUAUAACCAACUAAGUAAUAAUCUUUUUCCUAUUAUGUUAAUAUCCACUAUUAUCCUUCCGUUCGGUGUUUUCAUUAAUGAGUCGCAACUCAUCAUCUGGACAUAAUGAAUCCAAUCCAAGUAAUUCUGACAGCUCGACUAAUGGUAUGAAGUACGUCAAAAAUUGAUCAAUUACAUAUAAUUUUUUUUAUUAUUUUAUGGCCAUGUUCUAACAUAAUAAUUAUUAUUAUGUAUUAAUAACAUUUGAUUAUAAUUGUAAAUAUAAUAUAAAUAUUAUAAACACAGAAUUAUGAAUUGUUUUGUAGUAUUGAACAUGUCUAGAAAUGAAAGAAAUAGAGCUGAUAAAAGAACUUCAUCAAGUCGUGCUAGAUCUAAAGGUACUUAUUUUUUAUUAUUAUUAUUAGUCAAUCUAUAAUUAAAAUACUCUAUAAUUGUUUCCAUUUUUACAUGAAAAUAGAUUCUCCAAGAAGAGAGUUAGAAAAUGUAGUUAAGAGAGCUCGAAAAGACAGAGAUCAAAGUCAAUAUUGGAUUAAUAAAGUUUUAGAAGCUGAAGAAAAAGAUCCAAACAGGUAUAUUAAAUUAAAAUUGGAAAAAAACUGAUGAUUGUAUGAAAUAACUGCCAAACUGUUGAGUAUAGUUUUUUUUUCUUUAUAAAAGUUCAGGUAAAUAUUGAUGCUUUUAGAUUCAAAGCAUAGUGAGGGAGCUAUUGGGUUUUCUAUGAUGUUUAUUUUUUUAUUCUAAUAUAUAGAUACAAUUUUUCCUAAUAAACUUGCUCAAAUUUUUACGUUUAGAAACCUUUCUGAAAGCUCAAGUUGUCUGGAUGGUAUUUUAAAAAGAAGUCAUUUUUUGAUUUUAGUUGCUAUUUUUUAAAUAAAAUAACUUAAGUGGGAAAAAAUGUAGGAAAGCAUACAAUUUCACAAUUUUGUUAUUCUAUAAAACAUGGACGUUUUCUACCAGAAAAAAUGAUUUAAUCGCAAAAUCACAAGACACCUUUUUUGUUGUCUUUUUGAUUCACUUUUUAACGGUAUCAUAGCUAAAACUUUAAAGCUUUUAAAGAAUUUUAAUUUUUGGGAGAUUUUUUAAUGUAAUUCAGUUAUAAAUACUUGUAGAGACUUGAAACUUAGUAAUAUCAUUUAUAUUGGACUUACCUAGACUUGAAAAAAUGUCUAAAAUCAUCAGACGGUCUUUUUUUUAAUAAGUGUUUUUAAAUUAAAUUAAAACAAAAAUUGUAAAAAAAAAAAUCAUGACACUUCAAAUUAUGUACUGCCGAACUGUGCUCGGAAUUGUCUUUCAUCAAGCAAUGGUUUAUCAUUGCUUACAGAUAUAAAUGAAAUAACCUUAUGUAGGAUACCUUCCCAAUUUCUCACCUACAACAGUGGCCGCUCCCAUCUCCAGUAUCAUUCUUUUUUUUUUUAUUAAAUUUCCUAGCAUAUUUAUUAGCAUUUUUAUUUCAAUUACUAGUUGUUUAAAUUUGUAGUUGUUUCAAUGUUAUAAUUUCCAAAUAGAAAUUAUAAUAUUACCUUAAAAUUUUUUUUUAAUAUAUUCAGCAAAAUAUUAUCAGCUUAUUAAAAUGUCCCGAUAAAGAAAAAAAACUGCUAUACAAAUAAGUUUUACAUAAAUAUAAUUUCCAAUUAUCAGGUUUUUAUGUCCUAAAAGUUACAAAACAAAAUACGCUAUGAAAAGUAUUUCAAAAUGUAUAAACAUAAUUGAUUUUUAAUACUAAUAAAAUUUAAAAAGAUGGAUUGAAACAUCUAAUAAAAAAUGGUUUAAUAACUUUGUAUAAGUUACGAUUUUAAUAAAAAAAUGGAUAUACUUUGAAUGAUGGAUGAGCUACUGUUGUAGGUGAGAAGUUGAGAAGGUAGAGAGAAAAUUUAAUGUAUAUUAUCUGUACACAAUGAUUAAUUAUUGCUAAUGAAAAACGAUUCUGAACGAAAUUUGAUUAUAUAUAUUUUGAAAGGCCAUAAUAUUUACAAUUGAAAAUUAUACAUACAUUUUCCUGUUUUUUUUUUUCCAUUUAUUAUAAAAACUGGAAAAAUCAAAAAAUGACUUUCCUAAAGUACAAUCCUAGACAAAUUUCUUUUCUGAAAACGUGCUGUAAUCUAUGCAAAAUUUCUGGUAGAAAAGUUUUCAGAAAAAAAAAAUUAACAUUGUUAAACUCCCUUUCUUUUUCUCUAUUAAAUUAUGUUGUAAUAAAUAUAUAAAUGUAUUAAAAUGUGUAAUUAAAAAUAUUUGUCAUAGAUGGAAACAUUCUGGAUUUAAAGAAUUGUAUACUGAUAGAAGAUCUCGGUCUAUCAGCAGGCGUUCAUCGAGUAGCUUUUCUUCUAGUUGCUCACGUUCAUCUGUGCAUAGAUCUUCAUCUCGUAAUAAACGACGUAAACCACUGUCUAAGUCUCCUGAUUUAAGAAGAUCACGUCGAUCCUUAUCACCAAGACGAGUUUCUCCGUUGAGUCGACGACGAUCACCAUAUCGCACAAGGAAAUCUCCUUUACCCUUACAUUCUAGAAGAAGACGUAGAUCUUCUUCAGAGUCACCAACUGCAAAUGGUUCUCGUGUUAGACGAUCAAGAUCAUUAAGUAGAAGACGACGAUCACCCAUACUAGGGCGUAAUCGUAGAAUAGCUUCACCAAUCCCAAAAACUAGAGGACUAAGAAAACAUGGUCGUAAGCGUAUUCGAAACUCAUCGGCAGAGGAGGUAUCUUUUAUUUUAUUUAGGAUUAUCAUCUUUGGUUUUAAAAACCAUUGAGUGCUAUUUUUGUUGUUCCAUCUAUAAAUAUCUCGAGUUAAUGUUUUUUCAUCCUGUAUUCCAAUUUCCAUUAAAUUCUUCGUGACUAUCAAUCCUCCUUUGUUUUAGUCCAGCCAGUGGUAUUUUACUGUUGGAUUUCCAUUUUAGAACCCGUUUCAUUAUUCCAUCAAAUUUCCAUACGUGACCAGCCCAUGUAAUAUCUCUUCAUUUCAAUACUGCUUAUAUCUUUGAAUAACUGCUGCAGUUCUGUAUUUCUCCUUAUUUUAUAUUACUGAGUUUUUCCUUUUUUUAAAAAUUUUCCUUUCAAGAAUUAUUAUUUUUUUGAUUAUUGGUUAUAAUUUGAAUAUUUUUUAGGUACGUUCAUCAAGUGUAAGUACAUGUUCUGACUCACAUUGUUCGGUAUGUGAAGCCAGAAUACCUAUUAGUAGACGUGAACCACCACCAGAGCCUUUAGCCAGGCCCAAAUCUCCAAAAUUAUCAAGACCCAUUAUUCCCAUUCAUGAACGUUCUAGGUAAUUUAUUUAUUUUUAUUUAUUGUACAUUUUUUGUCUUGUUAAUAUUUUAAUUUUAUAUUAUUAGGUCAAGAUCAUUUUCAGUACCGAGGUAUACACCAGUUGUAGAAGUGAGUUCUACUACAGGAUUACCUAAAAUUGAUCCACCUCCUGAACCAACAUCUACCAAAACUAAACGUAUUAAGAAAGUGAAAUCACAUAAGAAGAAAAAGUCUCAUAGAUCAAAAUCUUCUCAAAUAGAAACUGUAUUUAUAAUAUUUUAUUUCAUAAUAAAACAAAUUCUUUAUCAUACAUUAAUAUUUUUAGGCUGUUUUACAUCAACCAACAAUUAAAGUAGAAUCAAUGUCCGAAGAAGAAUCUAGUGUUGCUGGUUCAGAUAUGCCUAUGAGUUCUGGUAGUCAUUUAACAUUAUCUGAAAGGUUUAGUAAAAUGGCCCAAAUGGGUCGUGCCCACGAGUUACCUCAAAGAAGUCUCCGUGUAACAGCCGGUGACGAAUUCAGAGUUGAAAUUGGUUCACCGCCUCGACCAUUUCCUAUGUCUCCACCUUUAGGGUAAAUAUUUAAAAAAAAAAAAAAACAGCUUAUUUUUAUUAUUAUUAUUUUUUUUUUAAUAGGUUGGGUUCAUUACCAGAGGGUACGUCUAUUGAAGACGUUAAAGGUCGUUAUGCAUAUUAUAAAGAUCAAGGGUAUUUAGGUGAUCUAACUUUACCAGAAUAUGUUAAGUGGGAAGAAUGGUGGUAUAAAUAUCAAGAUUGGUUAGAAGCAGAACGCGCAUACGAUGCUCAUUUAGAUAGGUAUAGAGACAGGAGAGGGUUUAGAGGAGACGAGCCUCCUUUAUUCUGACAUAAAAAAAAAUCUACUCGUGGUCAUCAGCAAUAUACUGAAUCCGAAGAUUGUUUGAGUGGAAAAUAAUAAUACUCUUAAGUGAAAAAAAAAAUAAAAAUAGAAACAGGUAAACAAAAGUAUUUAUGUAGAUUCAAUGAAAAUUUUAAAUGAUCUUAAUAACUUACUAUUAAUAAAGCAGCUUCCUUUAUUGUGUGCUAUAAUUCUUCACUGUAAUUAUUAACCUAGCUCAUUAAUUUAAGUAGGUAAUCAAAACUGAAUCAUUAUGACUCAUUAACUUUUAAUGACAAAAAAAAAUGUAAUUAUAUUUAAUGCAGCUUUUGUCUAGUAAUAUUAUAAGUUGAAUAAUUUUAUAUUAUUCAUAAAUGUAAGGGAAAUAACUUGUAUAAGCAAUAUUGUUAUGUAAACAUAAAUGUAAAUUUUUUUUUAAUAUUAGGUAGGUAAAGUAUAACGAAAUAUUUGAGUCACCCUAUUGUAAACUAAAUUAAGUAAACUAUAUUAUAAAUAUAUAAUUUAUAUACUUUAAUUAAAUCAUAUUAUAUUUUUAAUUUUAGUGAAAACUAAUAUUUAAUUAUAAUAUACUGUUGUUGUUAAUAAUGAUGUCUAAUAUAAUAUUUUAAAUUAUUAUCUUAUUUAAUAUUUUUUAUUCCUAGAAAAUGUGUCAAUUAUUUUACUGAGUGAAAUGUGUUACAGAAUAAUUAUAUGGUUAUUUAGCAUUUAUCAUUGAAGAUUUCAAGUGUAAAAUAAUAUGAUUUGUAUUCAAACUAUUUUCAACAAUUUCCCAAUAUUCUUAAUAACUUAAAAAAAUAAUACUUAAAUAGGAAGUAAUAUUAUAUUUCUGAAAUUUGUAAUAUUUGAAAUAUUUCUUGAUUUACAAAAGAUGAUAAUAAUUUAAUAAUUAAUUUCAACAGUGUAAGAUUUGGACAGAAGAACCAGAUAAAUGUAAAAAGAAAAAAUUAUCAAAACAUAAAAUAGUUGACCUUAUAAUCACUUGUAAAUCAUUAAAUUGUUAUUUAUCAAAGAUUUAAUAAAUAGAAAUUUUAUUUUAAAAGUACAAAAGUAGUAUAUUAAAUAGAUAUUAAAUAAUAAUAUGACACUUAAAUGAUACCAAUGACUUUACAAAUCAAUAUCAAGUGUGUUUAAAUUAUCAUACAUUUUAAGUUACUAACUCAUGAUUAAAGGGAAAACCAGUCAGCAAUUAUAUACAAAUAAUAUUUUAAUUUUUACAUAUAAGUAUCAUAGUUCAAGUAGUGAAUUAACCUCUUAAUAAUUUAUUUCAGUUUUAUUAGUUGUUAAACAUACACAUUUAUUUUCCAUUGAAUCAAUUAAUUUUUUUGAUUUUUAGUUUAUAUGGAAUAGUACAUUUUUAUUUCAUCAAAAUAUGAUUGUAUUAUAGUGAAUUUUUGAUUUAUAAUAGAAGUAAACUAUAAUCUCUUAUCAAAUUUAAGGAUAAGAUUUUAUAACUAGAAUUGUUAAAUUAAAACUACUAUAAGUUAGUCUAGUUUUCUUAUAUAGUCUAACAAAGAAAAUUGGAAAAACUAAUGUAGUCCAUCAUAAUAUAUAAUACAAAUUAAUAUUAAAUUGCUAGUCUCAGAAAACUAUUAAAACAACAUGCCGCUAGAUCGGGAAUCAAGUUCAGGUCUCUCAACUGUUGAGCAAUUAAUCUACCAUUGAGUUACCCAACAUUCAUCCUUCAGCCUGUUUCCAAGAUUUAUUGAACUUUACCCAAAAUUAAAAUAAUUACCACGACACUACUCAGAAUUUAUUAUAGUAUUAUGAAACAAUUGAAUAGAAUCUUCUCUAGCAUUAUAAUUUUUUAAUGAUGUAAAUAUGUAUUGAUUAAAUGCGUUAUUUCCACAAAUGAGCCAAAGUGUUUUAGAGUUUUGUUGUUUAUCGACUAUAUCCUUGAUAAUAUCUUGUGAAAUUCUACCUUCAACUAUAUUUUCAUUGAACCAAAAUGACUUUGUACAUUCUGACCAGUUAUGUUCUCUGGAUAAAUAUAUAAAAACAGCGCAAUUCCAAUAAGCUGCGUGUUCUGCUAAUGUCUUGCGCAUUAGUAUGCUAUCUAAAGUCUUGCAUGAGUAAUGCAAUCGUAGUAAUAUAUCACAUUUAUUGUUUUCCAAAAUCGAUCUAAUAAGACCCAGGAAAGCAGCUAUACCAGUUCCACCACAGAACAUAACUAUUGAGUCGUACCCUUUGUAGUCAAUACCACCUGAUGGCCCACGAACAAAUAUAAUGUCGUUUGUUUUCUUUUUUAACAAUAUUUUAGUGAAUUGUCCAUUUGGAUACACUUUGAUUAUUGCGUCAAAUGCACAUUUAUCACUUAAUGAUAUUGGUGUAUAGUCUACACUGAUAUUGGUCUAACCAUCCCAUCCACUCGGAUAUAUACAUGUUGUGUAAAAAUUAUUGGUAAUCGACCUUCAGUAGGCGGACUUACUCCAAACGUAUACUUGUAUACAUCGUCAGUGAGCUGUUGGAUGGAAACGAUCUUGUAAGCUUUAUACUUGGUAACCGAAAGUAAAUCUCGACGAAGUUGAUCUCCCACACUAUUCUGACGGCGUUGCCAGCGUGCAUAUUCUUCGUCAUAUAAAUCCAAUACACAGGGCACACAUCCUGUACCGCAGCAGUCUGAUUCGGACGGACGUUCCGGCGGAGGGUCGUACAUGGACGAUUUUUACUUGGUACCAGUUUACUGAUUUACUUUAACUUCUACUGCUGGCUGUAGGUAAUGUUAUCGCUGAUAUCUAUUAUCCAACUGUGACCAAGACAGUCUUUAGAAGCCUAUAAAACGGGAUAAUUAACACAGACUUUUAUACUAAUUAACUGCGUACAGACGUCUGUGAUAUGUAAACGUGAAGUAUUGGUCAACAUUCAAGCAUAAUUAGAUAACUUAUGAAAAAAGGACGUGUAUUGUGGAAGUAAUCUAUUU
Messenger RNA from Cinara cedri, 8200 nucleotides. The record is from the annotation of a GenBank genome assembly. Lineage: Eukaryota; Metazoa; Arthropoda; Insecta; Hemiptera; Aphididae.